AUGAAGUGUCCUGGACAUAUAGAGAGCCAUGACUUGCCUUUUUUACUGGAAAAUGCCUUAGCCAGAGAGGCCAACAUUUGGAAAGUGCCAGUUUUCCAGAAUCUCACUGUGAAGGCCCAAUUAAAAUAUCUGCAGUGCAUUGCAAUUUCCUGCCUUGUCCUUGCAGCAGAAACCAAUGAAGAUGAGGUAAUACCAUCAGUGCAGACGCUAGCAGUGCAGAGCAGAUGUAAACACUCUCCAGCCGAGAUCUUGAGAAUGGAAAGAAUUAUACUGGAUAAGCUUCAGUGGGAUCUUUACACAGAAACACCAAUGGAUUUCUUAAACAUUUUCCAUGCCAUGGUGAUGUCCAGCUGGCCCCAUCUCCCACCCAGACUGCCUCAGAGGAAUCCUUCCCUCCACGUUGCACUCUUGACCAAGCAGCUGCAGCACUGUAUGGCCUGCCACCAACUUGUGCAGUUUAAGGGCUCCACGUUGGUUUUGGUGAUCAUCACCUUGGAGCUGGAGAGGCAGACUCCUGGUUGGUUUGUUGUUACUACUGAUCUGCUAAAAAAAGCACAGGUGAACAGCACUGAAUUAAUGCACUGCCAAGAGCUUGUGGAUCUGGAGUUAAUGAGCUUGCAGGUACCCAAUGCUGUUAAUAUUUUCUAUCCCAUCAGCCAAGCUGAGCAGGGCCAUCCCAAGGCAAGGCUACCCUGCCAGCCCCUUCUGAAUGGCAGAGUUCCCAACAAGGGAGGCUGAGGGUUGCUGUAGCCAGCCUGUUUCAGCCCCUUUCACACCUACUACAGCCCAAAUUCCUGAUCAAACCCCUGAGACUGAAGAAUGCUGAGAUGGAUUCACUCCUGCACAGUGAGGAUGAGGAGGUGAGUGCUGGGAGGAUGAACACAGGAGGAUCCUGCCCUCAACUGAGCUGCUCCUGUCCUCCCUUACAGCCACCCAGAAAGGAUUUAUGGAGAAUUACUGCCUUGGAAGCAGCACCUGCAGAACCAGCAGGUCCCAGCAAACAGAACAGCCAGAACAAUAGGGCAAAAGUGUCACUGUGCUUCUCAGAGGACAAAGACGUUUGGUAUUAUCAGUCUGUUUUUAUGUUCUCCCUAAGCAAUAUGUGCUACCCCUCACUUUUAAGAUUAUGUAGACAGAAAGCUGGGGAGAGGAGGGACUUGGUCACAGUCCUGCAGCCCAGGGUUCCAGUUGGCAGGCAGCUACAAACUUCAUGGAGAACCAAAUGCCUCAGAGUUUAUUUUUAAAAUAGCCAUGAUGAAGUUUGACAGAUUGAGCCUUUCAUCCAGCUCAUGCCAUUGUUCUCUCAUUAGAGCUGAUCUGGCUCUGCCCAUGGGAGCUGAACAGGAGCUGCUGCUGUCGAGGAAUGGGCAGCCCCCACUGCUGCCUCUGCAAGAGAUCCCAGAUGGAACCAAGGCUUUCAUUCAGCACUGAGAAGCUUGAAUCAAACCUCCAGUUUUCCUUAAGGCCUUACCUUGUAAUCCAGGGCUGGGAUCUGUGCUUUUUCCUGGUUAAGCCGUUACAGACUCUGUCACAGUUCCUAUGAAAUUGGGAAAUCACUUCUUGUCUACAAUCACCAUUGCCUUGAGCUCUCACCAACCAGCACAUGCUGGUUGGGGUUUUUAAAAUUUAUUCUGUCUUACCAGACUAGACAAAAUAAAAUGCCUUUAAUAAUUCCCCUCCACCACUACAACCACAUUAUUUCUUACAAAUUGCUUCAUCUUCAUAGCAAACUAGUUUCACAAAGGUCAGAAUAAACCACUCUUGCACUUUUAAAAACCAGCUUCACAAAUCCUUUUAAAAUUAGUGGAGGUUUUGUUUUAAACAAUAGGCAUUUUAAGUGAUUGUUAUCCUAGUUUGAGGGUAUAUUCCAGCCAGUAUGGGAUGGGUAACAGCACCACACCUGCCAUCCUGUCACAGAACAGGAGGGGGUUCAUAUGGACUGGCACAGGUUAAAUACUGAGCAGGUGUCCCAUGUAAUGACAGGAUAAAUAACUUGGAGACAGAGAUGGGACAGGAGCAAGGAGACAAGGCUGUGCAACUGCAGAACUCAUCAGUGCAAGGAGAACAUUUCUGGCCUUCUCCCCUUCUUCAUUGUCUUAUCUUGUAGGAGAGGAAUUCCUGCACUAACCAUGCAGGACUGAUGUGCUGAGCAGCUGUUCACACUUUCUCAAGUGUUAAAUUUGCCAGAGUGAGCUCUGUGUGUGCAGGGAGAAAGCCAUGCAGCUCUUGAAACCACAAAGGAAGCCCCCAAGUGUUCCAGUAACAUGCAGUAAUGGAGAUUUAGUGCAAAUAACCUGUGUAAACAGACAUGAGUUGAACCAGCAGUGAAAGCCACAGAAUUCCCUUGAGCCAGGUAAAGCUGCCUCAGGCUGUGGAUGCUGUGGUGAGGGAGGGCCCUGCCCAGGCCUGGGAUGCUGCAGGAGGACUUGGGGCUGGUUUAGGCCACAUGAGGUUUGUGAGGCCCCCACAUACUCAGGGGUCAGGCAGCAGCAUGUUUGGAACAUGGAAUUUACUCAUGCUACCACAGGGAAUGCUCUCAUUUAAUGCUAGGGCUCUUCCCUCCCCCUGAGCAGUGCCUUCCUUUUCUCUCACAAGCUGUGAGUUGACUGCCUGGCUUUGGGGAGGAGGGGAGUUAUCUUUUAUAGUUUCCACUAAAUAAAACAUCAGCUUGGUCUGCCUGUUCUCUGUGGCCCUGGAACAGCCCAGCUGAAAGGUGAUGCCCACACCAAUCCCUGCAGUAAACUGAGAUUGUGGCUGUGUGAUGGGCUCUGCUUCCCUCCCAUCCCUUUGCCCUGUCUCAAGCAAUGCCCCCAGCUGUGUGUACCCAUGGAAAUGCCAGCAGCAGAGCUCUACACACAGUGAUGAACAUGCUGUAACUCCAAACCACAACAAUCCCAACCUCGUGUUUCUCCUCACAGCUGUGAGCCUAUGGACUCAGCUCUUGCCUGCAGCUGGAUGAGGUGUUAAAACCCAUGAACAAACUUGUUUUUCAAAGUCUCUGCACAUCUCUAUGAUCAACAUGCAAAAGUACACAUUAACAGGGGUUAAUCCCAAAAGAUAAAGGCAGUGCUGGAGGCCCCUCAGGGCUCCAUGUUCACAGUCAUGAUGCAAGAUGCCACACUGGGAUGGGAACAGCUCACCUGGAGGCUGCCUGUGCUCCCAGGACACACUGCUGCUUCUCUGGCAGCACAGCUCCCUCCACACACCUACUCCAGCACUGCAGUUACCAUGAAGGACAAACACUUCUGUCUUGGCUUCCACAGGCUAAAAAUGUCACUUACCUCCUCAUUCUGCCAUUGCUCAGAAUGGAGCUUCCUACCCCAAAGGAUGAGCUGCCAGGAACAGGAAGGAGCUGCUCUUGCACAGGACCAUUCUUGUUACAAAGGGAGAUUUUUGGAUAGUGAGAAUAGCACCAAUCCUCUUUUUUCUAGCAGUACAGGGUCAGAAGCUUUAACACCUUUCCCUUCCUGGCCUGGAUAAGUAAUGAGUGACAAGAUGAACACUCCCCACACACAGCAGUGCCAGGAACAAUUAUUUUGCCCAGUGAGCUUCAGAGAGGAUGACAUCUUACCACUGUGCCUACCUGUCUGGACUGUGUGUACAACAUGAGUUUAUUCCAACUGCAGCUCAACUCACCACUGCAGAUCCCAUUUGCUCCACAUCAGUUACUGGUGAAAAUGUGCCAGAUUCAGUGAGGGCUGGCACAGCUCUGAUGUGGUUACGGCCAGCUCUGUGAGGAUUGUUGUUUUGGGCAAUAUUCACUCCCAGAAGAACUACAGAGAAUGCUUAUAAAGUAUUUUCAAAGAGCUCUGACCUGGUAAGGUCCCUUCCGUUGGGGGAUCUUGGCCCAGGUGAGGCUCUCAAACCCAGACUCCUCUUGUUGUUGCCUCAAUUCAGACCAGAUUUCCAGAUGCCUGAAACUACCACCACCUUGUAACCAAAGCUGCAAUUACACCUGAAAUCCCCUAUGGUAAACAUCCACAGAACUGUUUUCUGUGGCUGUUUUAAACCACCUAAAGAAACAGCAAAGCAUUUCAGAUCCUCCCACCCACCACAAUGCCCCCAUUCAUAA
Messenger RNA from Melozone crissalis (California towhee), 4072 nucleotides. Its product is annotated as cyclin-I-like. Lineage: Eukaryota; Metazoa; Chordata; Aves; Passeriformes; Passerellidae. Gene Ontology annotation, molecular function: cyclin-dependent protein serine/threonine kinase regulator activity. The record is from RefSeq and is a predicted model, not a curated record. Gene Ontology annotation, biological process: regulation of cyclin-dependent protein serine/threonine kinase activity; mitotic cell cycle phase transition. Gene Ontology annotation, cellular component: cytoplasm; nucleus; cyclin-dependent protein kinase holoenzyme complex.